This is a messenger RNA of Monomorium pharaonis (pharaoh ant), 2545 nucleotides long. RefSeq lists its product as uncharacterized. The coding region runs from base 804 to 2033 and encodes 409 amino acids. The record is from RefSeq and is a predicted model, not a curated record. NCBI's taxonomy places the organism in Eukaryota, Metazoa, Arthropoda, Insecta, Hymenoptera, Formicidae. The transcript is spliced from 3 exons.
UAAAUUAAAUGCAGUAUCAAUAAUAGUAGAGCAUAUGCUUUUUUAAUUAGAAGAUUAAAGGUUUAUUUUUAAUGAAAUAUAAUAAUAAAUAGAUGUCUUAAGAAUUCAAGUAAAAUUUAAUUAAAAAAUUAUAUAAUGUGGUUUAUAUAAAAAAAACAUUUAAUAUCAAAUUUUUAAUACUUGGCACACUGUCGAUAGUUGUGCCAUUUAUUUUACAGAAAAAUAAAUAUAAUAUACGAGUAUUAUACUUGCAAAAGAUAUAUUACGCAGCACAGCGCGAUUAUUUUAGAGACAGUAGCAAAUAGAAGAUUGUGUGUGAAUCAUAUAAUAAUCAUAGGUCUCUCAAGGAGAAAUCAGAAUAAAUUGACUGCUGCAGGCAUUGAGAGACUGAGAACGAGAGAGCGAGAGAGUGAGAUGAAACUGACAAUUUGUGGGAGAUUGUUUUAAGCACGGAAAAUUGGUGUUCAAUGAAAUUUUUCACGUGUGAGUCGACAAUGUUUCUGUGCGUGGAAAUUAAUCUUAUUCAGUAUGUAUGUGAAACACAUCACUGACUUUACAGUUAUGUAAUCGUGAUUAUGUAAAAAAUUGGUAAUUGCAAGCGAUUAGGAAGGAGAUGGAUCGUGCCUCUACCAGCGGAGGCGGAGCAGCAAAUGAAAUUGUUGGUGUGGGGGACAUGUUAGAGAGAUAUACGCACGCUUCUUUCACACGUAAUGCACUCGGCCUAUUCAAUGUUAGUUUAGUCUAACAUGAAACGCGACAGUUGAUUGACAUAGGCACGAGAAUCUUCCAACAGCGCAACAAUCAUGAGCAACGAUCAAGAACAAUUGAAGCCGAUCGAGCUACGCGAACUGCAGCCACUACUGAGUCAUACAUUCGGCAAUCGACUGAUCGUAGUUCGUUACACGACUGAGAACUUGUUGCAGCCAGGUGAGAAUUAUGGUAGUACUAUUUUAAGUGUUCACGCCGUGAUCAAACGCAACGAUGAGGCGGAAGAGGAGGAUCUCCAUCUCAUCGCGAAGACGCCACCACCGACGGCAUUCCAACGGGAAAUUUUCAACUCUCCAUACACAUUCAGAAAGGAAAUCUUCAUGUAUGAAAAAAUCGUGCCUUUUUAUCAGGAACUGGAGAGAGAAAUAGGUUUUAAGAAGGAUGAAGUAUUCGACAUAUUACCCAAGUAUUAUCAGUCCCGAUUGUCAUUGAAUCCAGAUAUUGAUUUUGAUGACGAUGCCGUUAUCCUACUGGAAAAUUUAAGGACGCGCGGUUAUUACAAUGAUGAUAGAGUUAAAGGAUGCGAUCUUGAGCACUCAAGAGUCGCGAUACAGGCAAUGGCGAGAUUUCAUGCGCUGGGAAUGGCUACCAAGUACAAACGACCGGAGUACUUCGAGGUGUUAAAGGAACGCAGCAAAUGCUUGGAAUUGAAGACCGAGGAAUUUGAGCGUUUCCAAGAAGAUAUGGUGAAGAUAAUAGCAAAAGAUUCACAGUUAGCUGUUUAUACCGAUCGGUGUGAAGUCGCUAUGUACGACUCGUUUAAACGUGGCUUAUGGACCUUGACACCCGAUGAGUCAUGGUCCACUAUUAUUCAUGCGGACUUUUGGGUGAACAACAUCAUGUUCCAUCGCGACGAGAAUGGCCGAGUGGAUGAUAUCAAAUUCGUAGAUUUUCAGAAUUACUUGUUCUUGAGUCCGUUACGCGAGAUAGUCUUCUUCCUCUUCUCUAGCACAGAUGUGAGCGAGGAUUGCCUUGAAGAACUAAUAUGUUUUUAUCACGAGACGUUACUGGCCGUGCUAGACCGAAUGGGUUGCGACACCGAACAGUUCACCAGAGAGAAAUUUGACGCCAAAAUAUCGGAAGAUGCUAAAUUUGAAUGUAUACAUAUAUUCUUCAUGCUCAAGAUACUCACAUUGAACGUGCAGGAGACCGAAUUGAAAAUUGACAACAUGAAGGACUUUAUGUUGACUUACCAAGGCAAUAAAGCGUUUAUUCAACGGUUACGCAAAGUCGUGUUAUAUUUUGUCAAACACGAUUGGAUUUAGACAAUACAAUAGAAAAAAAGUAGAUAAUGCCUCAUACGUGAAUUAUUUGAUAAGUUUAGUAAAUUUUUAUAAAAUGACACGUUAUUUACGUUCGAUUAUUUAAAGCGAGCGGUUUAACAGUUGCUACAAAAAUAUAAUUUUUUCCCACCGUUAGAUUUUCAAAUUUGCAAACAGAAAGAAGUCGUACGGGGCCACAUUCGGAGAACAGGGUAGAUGAGGAAUCAGUUUGAAUCCAAUUUAUAUAAUUUUUCCAUUGUGAUGAUCGAAAUUUAUUUCUUUUUUUUCUACUUUGUGACAAUUAACUUUAGAAACAUACUAAACUGCAUACUUUAAAUAUUUACGUAAAUAAUGCGUCACUUUUGAUUGAAAUUUUAUUUGGAAGAGAGUCUGAGGAGUAAAACUUUCCAGAUGUUACAUGAAUAAAUAAAUAGUAGUGUCAUUUCAAUAAAAAUUUAAACGUAUUAAUAAUCUACAUAUAUGAUUCAAUUAUUGAGUGUCUAAAAUACUAAAAA